Molecule: messenger RNA, 2840 nt
Organism: Gadus macrocephalus (Pacific cod)
Lineage: Eukaryota; Metazoa; Chordata; Actinopteri; Gadiformes; Gadidae
Product: vertebrate ancient opsin-like
Exons: 4
Coding region: 412-1572 (386 amino acids)
Biological process (GO): visual perception; G protein-coupled receptor signaling pathway
Cellular component (GO): membrane; photoreceptor outer segment
Molecular function (GO): G protein-coupled receptor activity
Source: RefSeq, a predicted model, not a curated record
CCCUGGUGAGCUUGGCCAGGAACCGCUACUGGAGGAGACACCAGUCGGGUGUCCGUACCUCAGACAGCGCAGGAUCCCGUGAACCUGAGCCGCCACACGGUGGAGCCCAGCCCACCCAAACUCUGAUUUCUUCCAUUGAUGGCUUUCCAAACACAUCAACACAGAACAGGAAAAAGUCCUCCUGUUCCUCACUUUAAAACACAGCUUUACAUCGUUGUUUUAUUUUGAUCCCACCACCGCUAUAGAGUGAACUAUUUAUCUCCUCAGUCUCGCAGGUACUUAUUGUCUACUUAUAAGGCUUAUCUUCUUAAAGUUAUCGGCCACAUUACAUCGUAAAGACUCUGCGCGAGCGGCAGCCUGCUACCUCCACGCUCCCGCGCGCUGACUGAGCGGGAAAAGCACAGGCUCGUGAUGAUCGCGUCCAACGCGAGCCUGAGCGGCUGCGCGGGGAGCGACGGUGCGGGCGGCGCGCUGUGCGCUCAGUUGGAGAACACGAGGGCGUACCGGACCAGCCUCACUCCGACCGGGCACCGGGUGGUGGCGGUGUGCCUGGGCGUCACUGGCACGCUUGGGCUGCUCACCAACCUCCUGGUGCUCGUGCUGUUCUGCCGCCACAAGCUGCUGCGCUCUCCCAUCAACAUGCUGCUGGUUAACAUCGCACUCAGCGACCUGCUGGUGUGCCUGCUCGGGACGCCCUUCAGCUUCGCCGCAAGCACGCAGGGCCGCUGGCUGAUCGGCGGGGCAGGCUGCGUGUGGUACGGCUUCGCCAACUCCCUGUUCGGCAUUGUGUCUCUGAUCUCUCUGGCCGUGCUCUCCUACGAGCGCUACAGCACCAUGAUGGGCCCCACUGAGGCCGACGCAUCCAACUACCGCAAGGUGUCCCUGGGCAUCGGCCUGUCCUGGGCCUACUCCCUGCUCUGGACCCUCCCCCCGCUCUUCGGUUGGAGCCGGUACGGCCCCGAGGGGCCCGGGACCACCUGCUCGGUGGACUGGACGGCCAAGACCACCAACAACAUCUCCUACAUCGUGUGCCUUUUUGUGGCCUGCCUGGUGCUUCCCUUCAUGGUCAUAGUGUACUGCUACGGCCAGCUGUUCCGUGCCAUCAAGCAGGUGAGUGGCAUCCAUACGGCGAUGAGCCGCAGGCGGGAACAGCGUGUGCUGCUGAUGGUGGUGAUCAUGGUGGUGUGCUACCUGCUGUGUUGGCUUCCCUACGGCGUCACCGCCCUGCUGGCCACCUUCGGACCCCUGGGCCUGGUCACGCCCGAGGCCAGCAUCGUGCCCUCGCUGCUGGCCAAGACCAGCACCUUCAUCAACCCCAUCAUCUACAUCUUCAUGAACAAGCAGUUCUACAGGUGUUUCCAGGCACUGCUGCGCUGCCAGACCCCCAAGCGAGGGUCCAGCAUCAAGAGCACCUCCAAGGUGGUCACCAAGGCCGUGAGGGCCGGCGCCGUCGUCGCGGGCAACGGCGCAGGCAACAACACUUGGGUCACCGAAUGCAUCGGUGCGGGCGACCACAACAUGGCCGUCAUGGUGGCCUCCCUAGACCAGCCGCCCGACGGUGCGGAUGGCUGAUGACCCCAUCCCCCUCAAGCACACACCAACUCACAGACAUAGACACACACAGACACACACACACACCCCACCCCCAUCGCACCCAAACCCCUCCAAGAUCAAACACACACACACCCAUCCAGACGUCUAACCCCAGGACCCCCCACACAGCAGAGGGCGCCGUGGAGAGACCCUGUGGCGGGCGGCGGGCCCAGAGGAGGGUGGCCAGGCAGACUCAUUGUACUUGAUGCUGCUCUGUUGCAUCAGCCUGCAUCCGUUAACAGGGGGGGGGGGGGGGGGGGGGUUGUCUGUCCUUCCGGACUACGGUUUAGCAGCAGGGGAAGGGUGUUAACGUUUUUCUUUGCACUUAGGUGGGAACCACACACAAACAAGGCACUGAGGAAGGGCAUAAGGAUUGCUUGGGAAUUCUCCCCAGAUGUUUUCCCUGCAUUGUUUUUUAUUUGGCCCGUCUUCCAUUAUAUUGCUCCGACAAUGAGAUGAAUAUGAACCUACUCGGCACAAGGAGAAUGUAAUGAUCAUAUCUAUUUAUCCCCCCUGCCUCAUGUUUCCCUUUCAUACUAAAGGCAGCCACUGUCGGUUGGCCGUUAAUAAUCUGUAGCAUUGGUAGCAUGCACAGCUUGAGUAGAUACAUGGUAUGUAAAUAUGCGCAAGAAUAAGAAAAAAGGAUUUGAAAAAACAGGAUUUAUGUUAUUUUAAUAUAACAGCUUUUGGCAAGAACAUUUAGAAUAUAAGAAUUAAUAGAAAUACAUUUAUAGAAUAAUGAACUUAUUGUUAAAAAAAUUAUACCAAAAUGGUGCCUGACUUUUAUCGACUGCCUGACAAUAAAGGACACACUUAAUUUUAGAACCGUGUUGAAUACAGGCCAUCUGAGCCCUGCGGCCCGCUGGACGUUCCACACACAUUUUUAACAUACAAGCACAGCACGACAUGUAUCUCCUCCUGUCCUUACCGAUACGUCAGGCUCAAGGGAGGUCAUGUUGCCAACAUAAUGUGAAGCUCAUAAAUGCCAGUGUCCACGACCUCCUUCCAACCCAGAAUGUCAGAGGAGGUAACAUCGGACAUUAUGCACUCGUCAAAGCAGAGUCAGCGCGAUACGUACCGCUCUGGGUCGGCUGGAAACUGAAGAACAUGGCCGUCUUGUUCAAUUGUUUGAACAUAGGAACACAAUGAAAACAAUGCAAAAUAUGUGCUAUAGGCCUAUUCGAAAGGAAAAUCGUUUUGUCGUAUUUUUUUUCCAACAUCUUAUAAAUACCUUAUAUUUUAUGUUG